AUGUCGCUAAACGAACAGAGUCUUGAUACUAACCUAAGAGAAUUAACAGCAAAACGUAGCUCAUUUAAAGGCCGACUCACUAAGUUUAAAAAUAACUUAGACGUUUUGUCUAGUUGCAAGUCGAUUUCGCCAGUCGAAGUCAGCAAAUUAUCAAUUAAAUUAAGCCGAUUUGAAACAUUGUUUACGGAUUUCGAUGAGCUACAAACGCAAAUAGAGGUUCUUAAUGUAGAAGACCAAGACGCGGAAUUAAAUAUUCGCGAAACUAUUGAGCAAGACUUUUGCUAUUGCAUCGCGACUGCCCAGCAAUUAAUUGAUACGAAUUCUACUCCAAAGAAACAAAAUAAUUCAUCGCAUUCUUGUCAUGAUCACGACGAAUGCGACGGGUUGUUGGGUUUUAAGUUACCCACUAUUAAAAUUUCAAACUUUGAUGGUUCUUAUUACAAAUGGCUGGAAUUUAAGGACACCUUUGUGUCUCUAGUCCAUGAUAAUACUAGAAUAAAAGAUAUACACAAGUUUUAUUAUUUGAAUUCAUACCUAGAAGGAGAGGCCGCCCGCGUGAUAAGUAAUUUGGAAGUAAGUGAUAAAAAUUAUAGUAAGGCAUGGCAGCUUCUCUGCGAGCGUUAUGAUAAUAAGCGCCAAUUGAUAAAUAAUCACUUAAAGGCUUUGCUCAGUGUAGAUACGGUUCGCGAAACCGAGAAAUCUUUUCGUUUUAUUAUAGACCAUGUCACUAAAAACUUGCGUGCCCUUCACACAUUAGGGUUGCCUACUGAAAGUUGGGACAUGCUUAUAAUUUUUCUUAUUUCCCAAAAGCUAGACCCCACCACAAGUUUGAAGUGGGAAGAAAGCAGAAGCUCAUUGAAGGACAUCCCUACACUAGAUGAUUUCUUCCAAUUUCUAAAAAAUAGGGCAGAUGUAUUUGAGACAAUUAAAAGUAAACGUCGCAGUUCCAUAGAACCCUCACCAAAGGGUAAAAGAGAGUUUACUAAAUCCUUCUCAGCGACCAGUUCACCUUCUAAAUCUAAAGUUAAUUUUGUCUGUCCAGUUUGUAAAGGUAAACAUCGUAUUUACGAGUGCUUGACCUUCAAGAAUAAAUCUCCAGAAGAUAGAUCUGCACUCGUAUCUUCUCUAAAUCUUUGCCGGAAUUGCCUCCGCAAGGAUCACACCGUGGACCAGUGCCGCCUGUCUGGUGGUGGCUGUAAGAUCUGUAACCAACGGCACAAUUCACUGAUCCACGUCAACGUCUCCGAAAGUGAAGAAGAACCAGCACUAGAGACUGUUACCAUGUCAUCCACGUCGGUGACUGAAGUUCUACUAUGCACCGCAUUAGUUGAUUUGUUUAAUCCGACCUCUAAUGAAAAGGUCACAGUGCGUGCUCUUCUUGACAGCGGAAGCCAGUCCUCAUUCCUGACCACAGCUGUCAAACAAAGUCUUGGCUUACCUUCUCAAAAAAUCGAUACCAAGAUCAUUGGUAUCGGUGACACCAAACUAAAUGUUUUAUCAGAACGAUGUUUAGUACACAUUAAAUCAAAACAUUCCUCUUUCAAUACGACGAUAUCUUGUUUAGUUUUGCCUAAGCUUACAGGUCAAUUGCCUAAGAUUGCCUUCGAUAUUACAAGAUUGAAUAUUUCCAAUUUUCAGCUGGCGGAUCCAACAUUUAACAUUCCCUCUGAUAUUGAUGUUAUUCUGGGCGCAGAGCUGUUCUGGUGUAUCAUUGGCACUGAACAGCGUUCUCUUGGCCACUUACGUCCUUGCCGAGUCCACCUCUACUGGAUAUCAACACCAACCGACUCGACCGAUUUCAACGGCUGAAGCAGGCGCACCAGCACUUUUGGAAACGAUGGGCUAACGUUUAUGUGGCCGAACUACAA
Molecule: messenger RNA, 1868 nt
Organism: Maniola jurtina (meadow brown)
Lineage: Eukaryota; Metazoa; Arthropoda; Insecta; Lepidoptera; Nymphalidae
Exons: 2
Coding region: 1-1809 (602 amino acids)
Biological process (GO): proteolysis
Molecular function (GO): aspartic-type endopeptidase activity
Source: RefSeq, a predicted model, not a curated record